Messenger RNA from Trichoderma atroviride IMI 206040, 1798 nucleotides. NCBI's taxonomy places the organism in Eukaryota, Fungi, Ascomycota, Sordariomycetes, Hypocreales, Hypocreaceae. The record is from RefSeq and is a predicted model, not a curated record.
GCAACAUAUAAAGGAGGCUUCAUCACACACGGUCGGCCAUGUCGUCGAUUUACAACCUUGAGCCACAGCCUACGGCCUCAGCGGUCCUGCACACAACCCUGGGAGAAAUCCACGUCGAGCUCUUCGCCAAGCAGACACCACUGACGUGCCGCAAUUUUCUUCAGCACUGUCUCGACGGCUAUUACGAUGGCACAAUCUUCCAUCGGCUCGUUCCAAACUUCAUCGUGCAAGGUGGUGACCCCACAGGAACUGGAAAUGGCGGCGAAUCAAUCUACGACGGAGGUGCCUUUGGCGGCGACCUGGAUCCUUGGCCCAUGGACCAGAGACAUGGGCAGAACGCAGGACCCAAUGGCAUCAACUUUAGAGACGAAUUUCACUCCCGACUGAAGAUCAACCGACGCGGCAUCCUGGCCAUGGCCAACGAAGGAAAACCAGACACGAACGGAAGUCAAUUCUUCUUUACACUAGACAAGGCAGAGGAGCUGAAUGGCAAGAACACAAUGUUUGGCAGGGUUGCCGGAGACACAAUUUACAACUUGGCAAAGAUUGGUGAAUCAGAAGUGGAUCAAACGACCGACCGACCGCUAUAUCCUGUCAAGAUUGAGCGGGUGGAAAUCUUGGUUAACCCCUUUGGCGAUAUGAUAAAGCGAUCGAGGGUGGCGCAAACACAGGAAAAGCCAAAAGCAGAGAAAGAGAAGAAGAAGAAAAGGAAAGGCGGAAAGCAGCUACUCAGCUUUGGGGAUGAAGAGGGCGACGAGGACGUGCCUGUCUUUAAAAAGGCCAAGUUUGACUCAAGGAUAGUCAUGGCAGAGGAGGAAGAGACUCCUGCUCCCAAAGAGAAGAGCUCAAAAUCAAAACCUUCUAAACCAAAGGCCGCGGAUAAGCAAGAAAGUGAGACUCGGAGACCAAUGGAUAUUCCCCUACGCAAGAGACAUAAGGAACCGUCGCCUGAGCUAUCACCCGAGCCAGAGCUGGCCAAGGAAAAGAGUGCAUUAGAAAGGGCCAAUGAAGAGCUAGCCGCUCUAAAGGCAUCAAUGAGGAGGACAGUCCAUUCGGAGCAACCAGUCAAGGAAAAGAAAAAAUCAGCAUUAGAAACAAUGAUACCCGAAACAUCCAUACGAGGAAGAAAAAGGCGGCCGGGUGGUAAUAAUACAACAGCAAGCGAAGAACAGACAUCUCUUCGCCUGCUAAAGGCCUUUCAAGCGAAGCUUGAAAAGGCCCCGCCAUCAAAAGAGAUGCCUGCAGAAGCGCCCGUCAGUCAUGAGGAGGGCGAGGUGGAUCUGCCCUUGCCGGAUGAAGAAGCAGAACUAUGUGAUUUGCACUUUAUUGCAAAUUGUCAAAGCUGCACGUCGUGGGACAAACAGGGCAAGGAGGAUAGUGACGACGAAGGCUGGAUGUCACACGCACUUUCGUUUGCGGCCGACAAGCUCGGCAAGGACCUCAGCAACCGUAGGAAGGCUGAAGAGGAGCUGGUCGUCAUUGAUCCGCGGGAGAAGGCUCGGACUCUGAAAGAGGAGAAACGGGCUGAGCGAGAGGCUCGAUCUGGUGGAUCUGGGAGGGCAUGGGAUCAAGCAAGGAAUGCUCAGAUGGCAAAAGUUUCUUCAUUGGCUGGUAGAGGAGCGAAAUGAAGGUUUGGAUUCUAUGGGACUCGCAUAAUGUAAUGUUUCUUAUUAUUGAUCCUUGGUUUUAUGGCGUAGCGUAUGGGUAAUGCUUUAGCUUUUACUAUGAUUGCCAUCAUCUUCUACUUUUUGUAUAUAGUUGUAUUGGAGAAAUAUAGCGGCAAGCAUAGUUGGUUAUG